This is a messenger RNA of Prunus armeniaca (apricot), 1488 nucleotides long. The record is from the annotation of a GenBank genome assembly. Lineage: Eukaryota; Viridiplantae; Streptophyta; Magnoliopsida; Rosales; Rosaceae.
AUGAAGCGGGCCAUGGCGGCUGUUCUGCUAGUAUUAUUAUCGUUACUCGUUCAUUCAAAUGCCGAAGAAGAAGCUUUCGAUGUUCGCCAACACCUUUCUACUGUUUCCAGAUACGGUGUCGUUAAAGGCAUUGCGGACAGUUCAUUUGUUCCAUCGAAGAUUCCAAAUGGAUGUACUCCUAUCCACUUAAAUCUUGUGGCAAGGCAUGGAACUCGUUCUCCUACCAAAAAGCGGAUUAAAGAGUUGGACAACUUGGCAACUCAUAUGGAGGUUUUACUGAGGGAAGCUGAAGAACAGAACCUGUCUUUGGAAAAACUUCCUGGUUGGUUAAAGGGUUGGAAGUCUCCUUGGAAAGGAAAACUGAAAGGUGGAGAAUUAACUAUCCAAGGAGAGGAUGAACUCUAUGAUCUUGGGAUCAGGACUCGAGCAAGAUUUCCAAAUUUGUUUAAUGAUGAUUACCAUCCAGAUGUUUAUGCAAUAAAGGCAACACAGGUCCCUCGGGCAUCAGCCAGUGCUGUGGCAUUUGGCAUGGGAUUGUUUAGUGGGAAAGGAAGUCUUGGACCAGGGCGUCAUCGAGCUUUUGCUGUAACCAGUGAAAGCCGUGCAAGUGAUACAAAGCUAAGGUUUCAUGAUUGUUGUCAAAACUACAAGGCAUUUAAGAAAAGUCAGGAGCCUGCUGUUGAUAAGCUUAAGGAACCCGUUUAUGAUGAAAUAACUUCUGCAUUAAGAAGGCGCUACAGGUUGAAUUUUACAAGGCAGGAUACAACUUCUCUGUGGUUUCUGUGCAAACAGGAAGCGUCCUUGUUGAAUAUAGUUGAUCAAGCUUGUGCACUUUUCAGCCCUUCUGAGGUUUCUUUGCUGGAAUGGAUGGAUGAUUUGGAGGCCUUUAUAUUAAAGGGAUAUGGUAAAUCAAUAAACUACAGAAUGGGAGUGCCCUUACUUGAAGAUGUUGUGCAGUCCAUGGAGCAGGCUAUUAAGGCUGAAGAAGAAAAACAUGCUCCUGGUAGUAAUGAGAAGGCGAGACUACGGUUCGCACAUGCAGAAACUGUCAUUCCAUUUUCAUGCCUACUUGGACUUUUUCUUGACGGAUCUGAAUUUGAAAAAAUACAGAGGGAACAGGCCUUGCCACACCCUCCAAAGCCUCCCCAGAAGAGAAAUUGGAGGGGCCACACUGUGGCACCUUUUGGUGGGAAUAACAUGCUGGUUCUGUACAGUUGUCCAGCCAACACAUCAAACAAGCACUUUGUGCAAGUGCUGCACAAUGAACAUCCUAUUCCAAUGCCAGGUUGUGAUGGUACUGAUUUCUGUCCACUUGAUGUUUUUAAGGAAAGAAUUGUUGCUCCUCAUUUGAAGCAUGACUAUAAUUCUGUGUGCGAUGUAAAACUAGAACAACAGGAGCAGAAGCCUGUUGCUAGUAAGUUAUCUCAACUGUUCCGUUGGAUGUUCUCACUGGGGAAUGGUGAGAAAAGUUCCCUCGAUGAAUUGUAG